UUGGAGGUGAAUCAAACCGUUAACGGUUUCUGCCGACGUAACAUCGCCAAGAAAACAUCUGAGCGAGAUCCUGCCGGAUGCGCGCAGUCGGGGCUUAUCGUUCUCGCGUCGUGAUUUCCGGAAAGCAACGAGAAUUUCUGACUUCGCGUUUAGCGUGCCGAGCGCAGUCGUACGACUUGCGGCGAUUACCGGCAUCGCUCCCGCGCACGAGAUGCCGCGAACCAAGUACACACGCAAGCCCAGGGGCGCGAACGAUUCCCUGGACAGACCUGACAGAAAGCUGAAGACUUUCGAACGACAUGUGCAGAACAGCAUCAUCAAGCUGCAGCAAGAAACUCAGGCGGAUUUACGAUCUUUCGAGACCUUCAUCGACGUGAUGAUCUCCCGCCUGCCGUUGGAGAUACGCCAAAUGUCUUUGAGUGAGAUAUUGAAUCUCGAGAACGACAAUUUGAAGAAUUGCAACGAGGUGACUUCGUCGGAGACGAGCUGCAUGCGGCCGCCCACCAUGGCGAUGUCAACCGUGAGAAAAAUGACCAAAACCAAGACUGCUGUCAAACGCGCCACCGGCGUGUCCGACGACGGCUACGCAACCGAAGGAGGCACCAGCGUCGGCAGCACGACACGUGCCACUAAGAUAACGGCGCCAACGUCAAGGAGAACGCGCAGUUCCACCAGGACAAGUAAGGUAAAGCUCGCAUUAAACGAGAUCAAUCAGAAGACCGUGAGAAAGCCCAGAGCAAGGAGCAAGGAACACUUGAAUGUACCUGUGCUUAAGACGGACAACUUCAAGACCCCAGCUAUGCCGAGAGUUGCUGCACACGCGUACGAUGUCGUCACACCCAAGAUCAAGCCAAACACACCUAUGAACGUACUGAGGCGUCCGCGUCAAGGCGAGAUGGUACUCAGCAUGCAAGGCAGCCCCUUGUUGGUUUCCGCAGUCAUUGAGGAGAAAACUGCCAAUGUCAACGUACCUCUGUCUGAUGGCAAUAUGAUGUCCUUAUUGCCACAGGAAGGACUGCGUGUCUCACAUAUUCCACCACUGGAUGAUGAAACAAUGCAUCAGUUGGAAACACUUAAGAAACACAUUGAAAAAGUUAUCGCACUGAAGUAAUAGUGAAUAUUUGUUAUAAUGUUAUUACAGUGUAGUGUAACUAUAAGCAACCUAAACUAUUUUUGUAUUUUUACACUUACAUCUAUAUAUAUAUUUGUAUUUACUCGUAAUGAGAAUAAUGGAGUGCUUGCCUUGCUCCGACGUAGUCAAUAAUUUCUUUCAUGUAAUUAGUUUCAAGAAGUUGUUGCUUGACA
Odontomachus brunneus is the source of this 1305-nucleotide messenger RNA. RefSeq names its product borealin-like (gene borr). The coding region runs from base 212 to 1111 and encodes 299 amino acids. NCBI's taxonomy places the organism in Eukaryota, Metazoa, Arthropoda, Insecta, Hymenoptera, Formicidae. The transcript has a single exon. The record is from RefSeq and is a predicted model, not a curated record. Gene Ontology annotation, cellular component: chromosome passenger complex; chromosome, centromeric region; spindle midzone. Gene Ontology annotation, biological process: mitotic sister chromatid segregation.